CUUCUUUAUUUUUGAAUUAGUUUUAGCUAAAACCGAUUGGAAACUUAGAGACUCAACUGUAUGUUGUCUGCAUAUCAUUUUAUUUUCUCCUGUUCUCGCAUAUACAAAAAAUCCAAACAGAAAGUUAGCAGAUUGCUUCCCAACUAAAACUUUGAUCAACUUAGAUUCUUCUGAAGAUGUAGAAUAUGUGUUGAACGCAGAACGAAUUCCUCGGCGGAAACUAAGUUCAACUUCAUCAUCCACAAAUGUUUAUUAUUUUUUGGUCAAAAAAGCUUUUAUUCGGGUGCGGCUUCUUUUCG
Molecule: messenger RNA, 299 nt
Organism: Clunio marinus
Lineage: Eukaryota; Metazoa; Arthropoda; Insecta; Diptera; Chironomidae
Source: the annotation of a GenBank genome assembly